AGAUAUCACUACAGAAGUUAUGGCAGCUAUUUAUAAAGAGAUUACAAUUAAUACGGUUGCAUCAAUUUUAUUAAACCAAUUUUCAGAUUCAAUUAGUGAUUUAUUUAAAGUAUUUUGUGAUUCUUUUUUAUCUGUGAGAACGUUAGCUAAAUAUUCAAUACCCGUACAAGAUAUUCUAAAUGUUUAUAAUAUGUCAACCAAAGUUUUUGAACAAAAUAUCACUGGAGCUGAAUUAUUCUCUAGAAAGUAUCUUAAAUCUACAUAUUUUUCACAUUUGGAUGAUGUUACAACUACAAUUGAGCGAGCUAGAACUAUUUGCAUUGGAGAUGAAAAGUUUGGUUCAAUUUCUUCACGAUCAAAUUUGAACUCAUAUAUAAUUCAUUGUGUACAAGUUCCAAAAGAAGUUACUAUAGAAAAUUCUAGAGUUCAAAUAGAUUUUAAAACAGUAGAGCAUCUAUUUGCUUUUGUUGAUUGGUAUAAGGCAUCUAGUUGUUGUGAUCAUUUUUAUAUAUAUAAUCGUAAAACUGAUUACUUUCAAUUUGAUGAAG
Messenger RNA from Racocetra persica, 548 nucleotides. NCBI's taxonomy places the organism in Eukaryota, Fungi, Glomeromycota, Glomeromycetes, Diversisporales, Gigasporaceae. The record is from the annotation of a GenBank genome assembly.